AUGGAACCCCUAUGUGAAUUUUGUGGGGUUGUAAGAGCUGUGGUGUAUUGCAAGUCAGAUUCUGCGCGCCUAUGCCUUAACUGUGAUGCAUCUGUGCACUCUUCCAAUCCCCUGUCAAGCCGGCACGCGCGCUCUCUUCUCUGUGAUCUCUGCUAUUGCCAUGCAGCUGUUGUUUGUUGUGUAGAUCAUAACAUGUGUGUGUGUGAAGCCUGCGAAUGGAAGCAGAAUGAGUGCUUAUUGAGGGGACACGGCCGCCUGCUGUUGAAGUUCUAUACCGGUUGUCCCUCUUUUGAGGACUUGUCUAGGCUUUGGUCCUUUGUGUUUGAUGCUAACUCCUCAUGUGGUGGUGGUUUGCAACCAAUUAGUACACUGUGUGUGGAAAAACCUGAUAAUGAUGAUGGUUUAUUUGAUUUGGUGAGUGACAAGUUGAAUGAGAUACAACCGUGCUUCAAAUUCGAGCCUUGGACGGAUCUGUCUCCCAUGAUUCCAUCAAAUCAAGAUACCAUGCAAUUCUACAAAGAUCAAGCACUUUUUCCCCCUCUAGAAUCAAACCAGCCAAAGCUGCAGGGAUGUUCUAAUUUCAACUAUCUUGGAAUCGAUGAAGGAAAUGGUUUAUGUGAAGGUCUAACUGUGGAUGGUGUUAUUCAGUUAAACUUUGAAAAUGCUGAUGAAUUAGACUGUGUAUUAAUGGAUAAUAACAUAUCAGUGACAGAAUCUAAAUGUCCUUCUGCGGAUUCCAUUGAGGUAAUCUCACUAGCAUCAUCAUCAGUCCAACAAGAUUUUGUAACCUUUCAAUCUCCGAGCAUGAUGCCGACCUUCCACAGUAAUGUGAAUUGUGCUCUUGUGAGUCCUAUUUACAACAGAGACAUGAAACUUGGAUUCCCUCAGGAUCAAGUUCAUUCCAGCAUAUCGAUGGAAUUAUCCAACAUUGCUGGAGACAGUAGUGCUACUGAUCUAGCUUGUGAGUUGUCCAAUGAGAUACAAUGCCCAGAGAGAAGGGCCAAAGCUAAAAUGAGAUACAAUGAGAAAAAGAAAACCCAAAUGUUUGGCAAACAAAUAAGAUAUGCAUCUAAGAAAGCGAGGGCCGAGGCAAGAAAACGAGUGAAAGGUAGAUUUGUUAAGACAGGAAGAAGAAUAUGAUUAUGACCCUCUGCUGCAGAAUAAACCUGAAUAAGCAUCCAAUGUGCAAUCACUAUUUUUUCAUGCAAGAUGUGGUUCUGUUUUGCAAAGUAGUCCAUAAACAUUGUGCAUAGAUUGUUUUCGUUCUGAGUUCUCAAUGGAACAAAUUAUUUAAUGCAACAAGAUAAUUGUUCAAAUCCUGUUAGAACUUUUUAACAGGUUUCGCAAUCAAAGGCAAGUGUGCACUUGGAAAUUUGGAAAAAAAGGAGUUGCAUACAUACCAUGAUAUUCCAUUUUCUUUUAUAUGUAAUAAAUGUUAAGAGGUACAGGCAUGGAACAUAGAGGAGCAUGAGGUUUGAAGUGAACAGAUUCGAAUUGCAUCACAAACAAGCAAAGAAGGUAAGAUAAGUACCUCUAUAUAUCAAACAAUCUUUUCUUCUUUUUGUUUUCAAAUAAAUAAGGAAGCCUCUUUUGUUGCAUAAGCAUUAGAGUUGAAGAUAGCAUAUGUUUUCCCUUCUUUAAAUAUUCAUUUGAAGGUAAAUGUUUUUCAAAAAUAAUCUUCUGUCUUCUCUUUUGACAUUUGUAUUUUCAUCUAGUAUUAGCAGGCCUAUAUGUUCUUCCUUGGAAAGUAAGCACCAGAUUUUGGAAAAUCUUGAUUCUGUUUUGAUCAGACACUAAACAUUGUCAACUGUAGAUUGAAACAUUUUUUGGAAGCCAGUUUCAGCAGCAGCAACUUUGAAAUCCUCUCUGUUGCCUCAAUAAUCAUCAUCAUGCUUUGUACUUCUUCAUAUUUUCUUAAGGAUUGGUAAUUAUUCUUUCAACAAUGAUUCAAACAUUGUUUGAAUGCCAUCAAAGAGUUUUGUUUUUGUCACUUCUUUUUUCCAAUGAAAUUGGAGAUAUUAAUGAUUAUUUGCUUGUUUUGACAAAUACAGGUUUUAGUACCAGCACUGCAUAAAUCUGUUUUGGACCUCAACCAUAAAUUAGGAAAAAUGACUCAUCAUAUCAUAAGCUUCUAAGUUGUUAGACAUUAAGUUAAAAAGCCAUAACAAUUUUAUAGCAUAAAUUCAUCUUGAUUAAGAUUAACUCCUUAAAAAAAGAGAACAUUCAGAUAAUAUCAUCAGGAUAGUGUUGAAUUUAAAGAUUGGAAAAAAAAUGUUUAAAAAAAUGAACAUCCCAUGCUAUUUUGAAUAGUAUUUUAGUUCUCAUGCCAAUUUUAGUUCUCAUCCUAAGACUCUGAUGCAAUGAAUCAAAGGAAGAAUCAUUGGAAGAAUCUGAUCAGCUAGGAAAGAAAGUGAUGUUUUCAUGUUGCCUUCUAAUAAUUGGUUGCUGAUGAAUCUUUAAUUGUUUAACUAAUAUAUAAUUAUGACUUGAUCAUUCAUGUAACUCUGUAUAGAAAUUAAACUUGGUAGUUUUUUUGAACAUAUAAUUCAUGAUACAAGCAACUGAAGCAAGAAUCCAUAUCAUAAAAACCAGUUCACAUUGAUUUGGUAUAUUGAAAUCUACAAGAAGUUAAAGAGAUCUAAAUUAACA
Molecule: messenger RNA, 2649 nt
Organism: Arachis duranensis
Lineage: Eukaryota; Viridiplantae; Streptophyta; Magnoliopsida; Fabales; Fabaceae
Product: putative zinc finger protein CONSTANS-LIKE 11
Exons: 4
Coding region: 1-1140 (379 amino acids)
Molecular function (GO): protein binding; zinc ion binding
Source: RefSeq, a predicted model, not a curated record